This is a messenger RNA of Papilio machaon (common yellow swallowtail), 1149 nucleotides long. RefSeq names its product odorant receptor 4-like (gene Or-42). The transcript is spliced from 7 exons. Bases 10 to 1149 code for a protein of 379 amino acids. Gene Ontology annotation, cellular component: plasma membrane. The record is from RefSeq and is a predicted model, not a curated record. Gene Ontology annotation, biological process: detection of chemical stimulus involved in sensory perception of smell; sensory perception of smell. NCBI's taxonomy places the organism in Eukaryota, Metazoa, Arthropoda, Insecta, Lepidoptera, Papilionidae. Gene Ontology annotation, molecular function: olfactory receptor activity; odorant binding.
ACUUUCAAAAUGGAUAUACCGAAGUUCGAAGAAUUUUUCAUCCAGAUUAAUACUUCUUACUGGCUGUUGGGGAUACCUUUCGGAAAAAAUAAUAUUCGUAUUAGAUUCUAUAUAUUUUUGGUUUUGGUAUUUUUAAUGGCGAUCGGGGAAAUUAAUUUCUGUGUGACUAAUGUUUCUUCUAAAAAUUUGCUCGAAUUAACCCAAUUAGCUCCGUGUCUUUCUGUUGGUGUUUUAUCAAUUUUGAAAAUAGUUUGCAUCGCACUUAAAAGAAAUAAAAUUAACAAUUUAGUAAUCUCUCUCAAAGAUCUCUAUGAUAAUAUAAUUAACGAUAAUGAAAAGAAAAAUAUUGUUAAAGACGAUUUAUUGUUUUUGUAUGUCUUAAUCAAAACAUAUUUCAUACUUAAUAUGCUUCUAAUUAUGAUGUAUAAUUUUUCUACUAUCUUCAUCAUGAUUUACCAUUAUUUUAAAACUUCUGAGGUCAAUUUUAUGUUGCCCUAUGCGAUAUUACUACCGUUUACGAUGGAUUUAUGGUACGAGUGGAUAUUAGUCUACAUGUACUCUAUUACAUCUGGUUUUCUGUGCGUUUUAUUUUACACAGCUGUUGAUAUAUUAUAUUACAUAUUAACGUCACAUGUCUGCAAUCAUUUUAAACUGCUAUCGUUCGAUCUUCAAAAUUUAACAGACGGGAAUCUAUUAGGACACUCUGUGAAAAGACAUCAAUAUCUACUCAAGUUGUCAGAAGAUUUAGAAGAUAUUUUUACGGCACCGAAUUUUUUUAAUGUUUUAGUUGGUUCUUUAGAAAUAUGCGCUCUGGGUUUUACUUUAACGUUUGGAGGUGGUAUACAAUUACUUGGGGUUAUUCUAUUCCUAAUUUCGGUGCUUUUACAAAUGUAUAUGAUGUGUUUGUUUGUUGAAACUCUGAUGAGAAAGAGCGCAAGCGUUGGUGAAAUGACGUAUUUUUCUAACUGGCAUUGUAUGGACAAAUCUUCAAAGAAAACCAUUUUAUUGAUAAUAACAAGAUCCAAUAAGGAAAAAUAUUUAACGGCGUAUAAAUUCUCUGUUAUAUCAUACAAAUGCUUUACCAAGAUUAUAAGCACAUCUUGGACUUAUUUUACAAUUUUACGUACAUUAUAUACAGAAAGUGAAUGA